Malaclemys terrapin pileata is the source of this 2887-nucleotide messenger RNA. RefSeq names its product fibroblast growth factor 13 (gene FGF13). Lineage: Eukaryota; Metazoa; Chordata; Testudines; Emydidae. Gene Ontology annotation, molecular function: growth factor activity; fibroblast growth factor receptor binding. The transcript has 7 exons. Gene Ontology annotation, biological process: positive regulation of protein phosphorylation; regulation of cell migration; cell differentiation. The record is from RefSeq and is a predicted model, not a curated record. Bases 850 to 1617 code for a protein of 255 amino acids. Gene Ontology annotation, cellular component: cytoplasm.
CCCACUCUCCAGGGCAGGCGGCCCGCGGGCUGCCUGUCGCUGAUGACCCUUGAAAUUGCAACUAGCAUGCGUCUUCCCCCAUCUCACUGCGCCCCGGAGGCUGGGCUCGGCCGAGGGGUCUGGACCCGACCUAGUGGAGUGGGGAGGGUGCCGAAAAGCGCGUGCUAAGGACAGGCUCGCGGAUUCUCCCGUGUUGGGGGCUUGGCAAGGCGAGCUCGGCUAAUCGGUGGGGGGGUUGACUGUUGGCUCUCCCAGACAGGGCUUCGCAACACUCUCCAGCGAAAGGUAGGUGAAGUAAACCGCCCGAGCAAAACGUGAGAGCGAAUCGAUGCGUGUUGGCGAGCGGAGUGUAAACCGGAACAAAAGGCAGCGGCCAAAGCGAUCUGUUGCAAUAUACUCCGCUCGAAAUGACCAUGGGGGACGCCUUCCCCUUCUUCUAAAGAGCUGCUCUGAACGGAGGCGCCGCUGUUUAAUAGUUAACCGCUUCUCUGCUCUCCACCUCCCGGGCAUCUGUGGAAUCAUAACUCCUGGGACCCCAGUAGCUUCGCUUCUCGCUGGUUACACCUCGCAGCAGCCGAUUGCUCCCAAGAGCAGAUGCAAUACUGUCCCUAAUUAAGCCUAGGCUGCCGGAGGCUCUACAACCCAAGGCGGCGCAGCGGCGGGGAGACUCCGCACCGGCCGAGGAGGACGAAGAGGAGAGAGGGUUUUUUUUUUUUUUCCCUCUAGGAUCCCCCCCUUUUCCUCCCCCCUCGCCCCCCCUUCUCCCCGCCCCGCCGAGGUUUCUCUCUGGGUCCGGCCGGCCGGCAGCGCGAGUCUCCUGGGGGAAUCUCUCCGAGCAAGCUGGGAUCUAUGAGCGGGAAGGUGAUCAAGCCCAAAGAAGAGAAAGAUGCUUCCAAGGUUAUGGAUGACGCUCCCCCUGGCACACAGGAGUACAUUAUGUUACGGCAAGAUUCCAUCCAAUCUGCGGAAUUAAAGAAAAAAGAGUCCCCUUUUCGUGCUAAGUGUCACGAAAUCUUCUGCUGCCCACUGAAGCAAGUGCACCUCAAAGAGAACACAGAGCCGGAAGAGCCACAGCUUAAAGGAAUAGUAACAAAACUCUACAGCAGGCAAGGCUACCACUUACAAUUGCAAGCAGAUGGAACAAUUGAUGGGACAAAAGAGGAGGACAGUAGUUAUACUUUGUUUAACCUCAUACCCGUGGGCUUACGAGUGGUGGCUAUUCAAGGGGUUCAAACAAAAUUGUAUUUGGCAAUGAACAGUGAAGGAUACCUAUACACAUCAGAACAUUUCACACCUGAAUGCAAGUUCAAAGAAUCAGUAUUUGAAAACUACUAUGUGACGUAUUCCUCAAUGAUCUACAGACAGCAACAGUCUGGCAGGGGUUGGUAUCUGGGUCUUAACAAAGAAGGAGAAAUAAUGAAAGGAAACCAUGUGAAGAAAAAUAAACCCGCAGCACACUUUCUUCCAAAACCCUUAAAAGUGGCCAUGUACAAAGAACCUUCUCUUCACGAUCUCACAGAAUUUUCAAGAUCUGGAAGUGGGACCCCGACAAAAAGCAGAAGUGUUUCAGGAGUGUUAAAUGGAGGGAAAUCCAUGAGUCAAAAUGAAUCAACGUAGCCAGGUUAAGGCAAGCCAAGUGCUCUGUAAAUGGAACCUUACCGCUGGAUGCCGUUGAAUUCUUACUAGCAGUCUUUCAUCCAAACCGUUCAAUUGUUCAGGACAAGCCGCCGAACUUGCAUAGGUCACUCGUUUAUCAGCCAUUAGAUCUUCUGGUUGUCAAAGGAUAUAUCCCAAAUAUGUAGAAUAUGCGUGUGCAUAUCACAAGGCACCGGGAUAGCCAGCAAAACAUAACUGUGGAAUAAAUCUCGGAGAAGAAAUGUCCAGCUCUUUUUCCUCUCUCUCUUUCUCUUUCUUUUUUCUCUCCUAUGCUUUGUGGAAAACUAAACAAAAACAUUUCACAGCAUUCACGGCUGAUAAGAAUUUGCUUUCCAACCAAGAAAUAAAAAGACCACUUUUGCUCUUCAAAGGAAAUUUUAACGCUUAUAUGUUUUAUAGGGGCAAACAACAAAAAUGUAAACUUUGUUGUUUUCUUGGCUUACUGUUUUAUAUCUAAGGCUUGAUAACAAAGGUAUCCUUUAAUUUGGAUUAGUGCAACUUUUUGAUUUCUCAACUCAAAUGGGCCUUUAAAGCUGUGUCUUUAAAAAAACAACAACAAUAAAUUCAGGGCUGGAACUGAGAGUCGGUGUCUCAGGCUCAAGCAAACAGUGUUCUUGUGAUUUUAAACACACUGAAAUAUAAAUUUUUAUAGAUUUGUAGCAUUCUGGUAAAGUUCUUGUGCUGACCCCAGUCUGUAAGAAUUGAGUUGUUUUGUUAACCUGCGUCAGUGGAAGAUAACGUAAAGGGAUAGAAUUAUCCUCCAAUGUAGAUUUAUCUUAAUUCCAUUUUGUGUAUCAUGUUAAACUGUUGUUGUGGCGUCUUUUCUAAAGACAGAAACUGUGGAAUUAAGGUGACUUAAUUUUUUAUAAGAAAUGUCUUAUUUGUAAAAGUCCUUCUUUUCCUGUAAUGGGCACGUGAUUCUUGUGUAGGAGGAAGCGUUAGGACAGGUUACCCCUAAACAACAUAUACUCAUACAUGCUAUUGGAAAAAUUGUUUAAAAAUUUAGUUAGGUUUCCAUUUAGGUCAUCAUAUCUGUUGCAUGGGAGAAAGUUGGAAUAUUGGCAUAGAGUUGCAUGAUGUGUAAGAUUUUGUGCAUUAACCAUCAUUGGAUUCUGUGCUCCAAACCUGACAUAGUUCUGUACAAGCAGUUGUCUGCCUUGUACAAAAGAGUUGUUUAUUAUUUGUUGUACACACAAUCAUGCACUGAAUAAACUAUUUAUAUUAAGAUGUA